Ochotona princeps (American pika) is the source of this 3165-nucleotide messenger RNA. RefSeq lists its product as uncharacterized. Gene Ontology annotation, biological process: proteolysis. Gene Ontology annotation, molecular function: serine-type endopeptidase activity. The record is from RefSeq and is a predicted model, not a curated record. NCBI's taxonomy places the organism in Eukaryota, Metazoa, Chordata, Mammalia, Lagomorpha, Ochotonidae. Bases 1 to 3165 code for a protein of 1054 amino acids. The transcript has 9 exons.
AUGUUUCAGAAUGUUCUACAGAUUGUUCCAGAACCUUCUAUGGUCAAAGUCUCCCAGAAUGCUACGGAUCUUUUCAUCCUCAACAUUUCCCAGGGAAUGGAAUCACCAUCAGAGAAUGUUUCAGAACUAUCCACCCUCAAUGUCUCUUGGAACCUUCUGGAACCUUCCAUGUUCAAUAUAUCCUGGAAUGUUCUGCUAUCUUCCAUCCACAAUGUCUCCCGGAAUGUUCCAGAAAUUUCUGCCUUCAAUAUCUCUGGGAACAUUCUGGAAUCUUCCAUGUUCAAUAUAUCCUGGAAUGUUCUGAAAUCUUCAAUCCACAAUGACUCCUGGAAUGUUCCUGAAACUCCUGCCCUCAAUGUCUCCCAGAAACUUCUAGAACCUUUCAUCCCCAACAUUUCCCAGGGGAUGGGAUCACCAUCAGAGAAUGUUCCAGAAUUAUCCAUCCUCAAUGUCGCCAGAAAUCUUCUGGAACCUUCCAUGUUCAAUAUAUCCUGGGAUGUUCUGGUACCUUCCAUGCACAAUGUCUCCUGGAGUGUUCCAGAACCAUUGAGCCUCAACAUCUCCAGGAAUCUUCUGGAAGCUUCUGUUCUAAGUGUCUCUUGGAAAUUUGUGGAAACUUCCAUUCUCAACAUUUCCCAAAGUGUUCCAGAAUCUUCCUUCCUCAAAGUCCCCUGGAAUGUUCCAGAACCAUCCAUCCUCAAUGUCUCCAGAAACCUUCUGGAACCUUCCAUGUUCAAUAUAUCCUGGAAUGUUCUGGUGCCUUCCAUGCACAAUGCCUCUUGGAAUGUUCCCGAAACGUCUACCCUUAAUGUUUCCCAGAACCUUCUGGAACCUUCCAUCCCUAACAUUCCCCAAGGGCUGGGAUCACUAUCCAAAAAGGUGCCAGAAUCUUCUAUCCUUAAUGUCUCCAGGAAUCUUCUAGACGCUUCCAUGUUCAAUAUAUCCUGGAAUGUUCUGAAAUCUUUAAUCCACAAUGUCCCCUGGAAUGCUCCAGAACCAUCCAUCCUCAAUGUCUCUGGGAACCUUCUGGAACCUUUCAUAGUCAACACCUCCCAGGCCCUUCUGAAACCUCCUGUCCUCAAUGUCUCCCAGAACUUUUUGGAACCUCCCGUUCUUAACAUCCUCUUGGCCACCUGCCGCCUGGGAGUGUCCUGGAGGGAGACGCUCCAGGAGUACUGGCUCUAUGAGACACUCACGGUUGCCUCCCAGGAGACUUCGGCAUGUGACUCAUCUUCCGGCCCCGCCCCACGCUGCCCUGGCUGUCGCGAGGCUGAGCCCGGGGAGUUCCCGUGGGUCGUGUCCCUGCAGCUCAGCUCCGCCCACGUGUGUGCCGGGUCUGUGCUGGACGCCCGGUGGGUGCUGACUGCAGCCCAGUGCGCCUACUUCCUCCGGGGCGCCGAGCGGCUGGCGCAGGUGCAGGCCGGCCUGGUGGACCUGCAGGACGCGGCGGCCGCGCAGGCCUGGCCGGUGCACCGCGCCCUCCCGCACCUGGGCCCGCGCGGCGCCCUGGGGCCCGGCCUGGUCCUGCUCGGCCGGCCGCUCCGCCUGCGGCCGCCGUACGUGCGCCCCGUGUGCCUGGACCGCCGGGCCUCCGCCAAGGACACGCCGCCCGAGGGCCACGCCGAGGAGUGCUGGCUGCCCGGCUGGUCGGGGAUGCAGGGCAGCCCCGGGGUCCUGCAGAAGCGGCGGCUGAGCCUGCGCCACGCGACACCCUGCAGGCCGCGCUGGCCGCACCUGGACGAGGUCAGCUUCUGCGUGGAGGCCGUGCCCGCCGUGGGCGAGACCACGUGCCAGGCCAACAUGGGGGCGCCCCUGGUGUGCCGCGGGCCGCAGCCGCCGGGCGCCUGGCUGCAGGUGGGGAUCCUGAGCGCCUCCGAUCCCAGCUGCGCCCGGCCCUACGCCUUCAGCCCCGUGCGCCCCUUCCUGCCCUGGCUGCAGGCCGUCCUGCGGCCCGGCGUGUCCACCGCCACUGCGCCCCGCGUGGCCGUGACCCCAGCCGACCCGCCCCAAGCCCAGCCUCCGUCUGCCUCACCGACCUCCACGACGCAGGGAGAGGCCCCAGGACCAGACGCACGCGUGUCCAUGCUCCACGCUGGGCCUGGGCAGCCUCUGCUCGUGGGCUGUGGACAUCAGGUGUGCGGCGGGUCCCUGCUCGGCGGCGCCUGGGUCCUCACGGCCGCACGCUGCGUCCAGGGCAUGCACCCCGAGGACACAGUGGCCAUCGUCAUCCCAGGGGCGGGGCCCAGCGCGGUGACGGACAGCAGCCCGCAGGGGGCGGGGCUGAGUGCGGUGAUGGACAGCAGUCCGCAGGGGGCGGAGCCGGGCACGCUGAUGGACAGCAGCCCGCAGGGGGCGGGGCCGGGCACGCUGACGGACAGCAGCCCGCAGGGGGCGGGGCUGAGUGCGGUGAUGGACAGCAGCCCGCAGGGGGCGGAGCCGGGCACGCUGAUGGACAGCGACCCGCAGGGGGCGGAGCCGGGCCGUGUGACCAGCAGCGUCCGGCAGGGGGAGCCGGCGAGCGGGCGGACGUCCCGGGGGGCGGAGCCGAGGGUGCUGCGCGUGGCGCGCGUCGUCCUCCCGAGGAAGCCCCCGAACCCCGACCUGGCGCUGCUGCAGCUCGAGCCUUCGCCGUCUACACCCGCGGGCCCGUCUACACCCGCGGGCCCGUCCUGGCCGCUGGCGGGGCUGAAGAACCUGACGGCCCCUGAGUGCUGGUUGGCGGGGCCGCGGGCGCUGCCGGCAGGACAGACAAACGAGACUCUAGGCACACUGCAGGUGCAGCUGCUGGACGAGUCUGCCUGCACCCAACUCCACCCCAGCUCAGGUCCAUCCGUUAUCUGCUUCUCAUCACGUGAUGGUGGUGUGGACACAGACCUGGAGUCUGUGGCCCCAGGCAGUGCAGUUGUGUGUCGACCCCAGCUGAGCCGCAGUGAAUGGAUGCUGAUUGCAGUGACCGGCCCGCCAGCCCGUGCAACCUUGGUGCAGCCACAUCUGUCCUGGAUCACCUCUGUGGCCGCCCACAUGGAGCGUCCCUUGGACCCCAUCCGUGGACCCCGGGCAGGGAACCCUGUGUCUGGGAAUUCUCCUGAACAGCCCCACGCAUGGCUGGUUGCUGGGACAGUGGCAGUGAUGAUGCUGACGAUGAAGAUGACAAUGAUGUCAUGA